AUGAGUUUGAUGACAGGAGUAGCCAGCGUUGAUUGUUUCACAUGGCAACUCCUCUUCGGAGUCCACGAAAAUAUCAAGAGGCGAGAGCUCAGCAAUAACACGGCCCUGGACGCACUCUCCAGUUUCUGCGUCACGGACAAGAGUAGACUACAGAUCGAGGCAGAGCUAGAGGCUCAUCUGUUACCUCUUAGGAGGACGAGGUCACAAUCGAAAAGGGUCAAGGAUCUGAGCGGCAUUUGUGCUGAGACGUGCAUCAGAACGGCCAAGCUGAUAUCGCUGUCCUUGCGGAUGAUUGUCGAUCUCUAUGAAGCCCUCAUUGCAAACCCGGAUAGGUUCCCUUCGGCCAAGCAUCUCCAAGGGAUUCUAGUCUACGUCAGUUAUGCCAUUCGCAUCUGGGCCGAGACUGUAGACGGGAAGGAGUACAGGGGCCUCUGGAAGCCAGAACUGAAGAGAAACGACCGACGGCUUGCGCGAGCGGCCCAUAUGCAGUAUUGCGGUCAAAUCUUGUUGACAUGGAUCGAAGAGCAACAGAUAAUAUUCGACAAGGAGGCCGAAGACUUUUCUGAGGCUUUCAUCUUUGACGGCAGUCUGACCUACAAAUACCUCCUGGAGGUGCGCAAGACGGUGCUUGACAGUGAAACUAGACAGGUUGAGGCAUGA
Messenger RNA from Pyricularia grisea, 660 nucleotides. RefSeq lists its product as uncharacterized. The record is from RefSeq and is a predicted model, not a curated record. NCBI's taxonomy places the organism in Eukaryota, Fungi, Ascomycota, Sordariomycetes, Magnaporthales, Pyriculariaceae. The transcript is spliced from 3 exons. Bases 1 to 660 code for a protein of 219 amino acids.